AGGAAGAUAUUUCAAGAAUUGACAAUCAAUGUCUGUGCGUGGGCCAUCAAAUGAUUUUUGUUUGAUGACUUCAUUUUCUUAUGAGAUUCUAAUCUCAUGAUCAUGGUUUAAUGUGAAAUUGAGGUUUAGUAGCAAGACAAGGUUUGAAAAUGUCGACACAGAAGCCAGUUGAGUGGGUGAAUGCCCUCAUCACAAGGUUUGACAGCCAGCUUCCAUACCGGACUGGCCCUCAAACAACACACACUCGUCUCAACAUCGAGCAGAACAAGCAGAGUCUCAUUCAGAUAUCUCACUACCGCUUCUCGCUGGUCAUAUCGGGACUCACCAAGCGGCUACAGAAGAUCAAUGAGUUCCUGGCGCUGCAGUCGCACAACCCGGACAUGGAGAAGAGCUACUACGAGUCGCUGCUGAUCGUGCUCGACACGCUCGAAAAGUGUCUCAGCGGACCGGCCAAGGACACGACGCGCUUCGACGAGGCGCUCAACGUCAAACUGCUGCUGCGGGAGAUCUGCCAGUUUGUCUAUAUGCCGAAUGGCGACAACCCGAUGGUGGCUCAACUGAGGACUCUGGCAUCGAGCGUGCUUUUUGCGCUGAGCCAGAACAACUUCAACGCCGUGUUCAACAAGAUUUCCGCCAGCCUGACUCAGCUGAGCAACUGCAGUGAUGAGGCGCCCGACUUCUCCGACAUCGAGCUGAUUCAGCACAUCAACCUGGACGUGGUGCGGCUGGUGAAGCUGCUCAGCGAGGUCACGUCCAAGUUCCGCGCGCUCAACAAGCACUCGCAGCUGCACCUCAUGCGCGCCACCGAGCGCGCCAUCUGGAACUGGAUGGACACCUAUCCGCAGGAGUUUGUGAUGCUUCAGAAGUCUCCCAACGAGGACCUGUCGCGCUUCUGCGACCUGCUGUUCGAGCAGAUGGACCAGUUUGCCGACAACAACAAGCGGCGCGCCGCCGUCUGGCCGCUGCAGAUCAUGCUGCUCGUGCUCUGUCCGAAAAUUUUGGAGGAGAUAGUGAACGCCGACAGCGGGGCGCCGUGUUCGCAGCGGCACUCGAAGAAAAAACAGUUUAUCGACUCUCUGAAAAAGCACCUGGGCUCGCACAGCACCAUCAAACAUUUAACGGAGGCGGCGGCGGUGGCCUGUGUGAAGCUCUGUAAGAUCGCCACCUACAUCAGCACCAGCGACUCCAACAACGUGGUCUUCGUGCUCAUACACACCAUCAUCUCAGAUCUGAAGGGUCUGCUGUUCAGCACCACCAAGCCGUUCUCCCGCGGGCCGUCGCACCAGAUUGCCGACGUCGAGCUGCUCAUCGACGGCUUCGUGGCGCUGUUCCGCAUCUCGCCGCACAACAACGACAUCCUGAAGGUGUGCCUGAGCCUGCAGUCGCCCACCGUCUACCACUUCGUCCUCGUCAGCUCGCUGCACAAGAUAAUCACGCAGUCUCGGCUGCCGUGGUGGCCGCAGAUCGACAUAAUGUACUCGCGCUCUGCCCAGCUGCGACACAUGUUCCUCGAGACACUCAACAAGGUCACCCAGUCGGCCGGGCCCGGGUCGCACACACCCCUGAAAAUGAUUCAGAGUCUGGCGCUGAAGGAGAAGGUGAACCCGAUGAAGUUCAAGGAGCGCGCCUCCGAGGACACCCUGACCUGCCGCAGUCUGCUGCUCUGGAUGGUCAGGCUCAUCCACGCCGACCCCAUGCUGAUGCUGAAUAACAAGGGCAAGACGGGCAUCGAGAUCCAGUCGUCGACGCUGGAGCUGAUAAACGGCCUGGUGUCGCUGGUGCACAACGCCACCAUGCCGGAGGUGGCCGCCGAGGCCAUGGAGGCGCUCCUGAUGCUCCAUCAGCCGGAGAAAAUAGAAAACUGGAACCCCGAGUCGGUCAUCAACACCUUCUGGGACGUCAGUUCGCAGGUGCUGUUCUCCACCACCCAGAAGCUGAUCCAGCACCAGAUCAUCAACUACACGGACAUCCUCAAAUGGCUGAGGGAGGUGCUCGUCUGCCGCAACACAUUCCUGCUCAAACACCGCGACCACGCCAAUAUCGGCAGCAACCAGGCCAUCUGCAAGCACGCGCACAUUAAACUGGAGGUGGUGCUGUUCAUGUACCUGUGGAGUAUCGACAUCGACGCUGUGCUCGUGGCCAUGUCGUGCUUCUCGCUGCUCUGCGAGGAGGCUGAGAUCAGGUCUGUGUCGGACGAGGUGACGGUGACGCAGCUGCUGCCCAACUACGCCGUCUACCAGGACCUGGCAGCCGCUUCUCAGCUGCUCACCACCGCCACGAAGGACGCUCGCUCGCUGGUGCAGCCCACACUCACCGGCCGUGCCGCCCUGCAGAAGCGGAUCAUGGCGCUGCUGAGACGCAUCGAGUACUGCACACCGGGCGGCCUCAACGCCUGGGAGGACACGUACAACAAGUGGAACCACGUCACCCGGCUGCACGUGCUCAACAAGGGCAAGCCGGACGACCCGCAGUUGUCGGAGACGCUGUACAGGAGCGCCGGCAAGCGGCGCGCCUCGCACCAGACCUCCGAACACGAACUGGAGGACCAGAUUAACGAGUGGUUCAACAUGACGGGGUUCCUGUGCUCGCUGGGCGGGGUGUGCCUGCGCCGACCCACGGCCAGCUGCUCGCCGGCCAACUGCAACCUCAGCGACGCGGCCAAAAAGUACAACGCACUGUCGGGCUCCAGUCAGGACGUUCAGUACUGCCCGGUCACACAAUUUAUUGGGAACCUUCUGCACCUUCUGGUGUGUUCCCAUGAAAAGUUCGGCACCACCAUUCAGAAGAACGUCAAAGACUUGGUCGGAUGUGAGAUGUCGCCACUGCUCUAUCCCAUUCUCUUCGACCAGAUCAAGGCCAUGGUGGAGAAGUUCUUUGAUCCUCAAGGCCAGGUGAUAAUGAACGACAACAACACGCAGUUCAUCGAGCACAUCAUCUUCAUCAUGAAGAACGUGCUGGAGAACGAGAUGGAGCAGCCGGCCGAGCACCUGGGCGUCAGCUCCAUCGAGGCCAUGAUGCUGUGCAUCGUCAGGUACGUGCGGUACCUGGACCUCACAGUGCACACGAUCCAGAUAAAGACCAAGCUGUGCCAGCUGGUGGAGCGGAUGAUGCAACACCGCGACGACCUGGCCUUCCGCCAGGAGAUGAAGUUCCGCAACAAGAUGGUCGAGUACCUGACCGACUGGGUGAUGGGCAACAGUCACCAGCUGGCGCCGCCCGGCUCCGGCGACGUCACCAGCCUCACCAGGAUGCUGGACCAGGCCUGCAUGGAAGCGGUGGCCGCGCUGCUCCGCGGUCUGCCGCUCCAGGCCGAGGAGUCUGACCGCGGAGACCUCAUGGAGGCCAAGUCGGACCUCUUCUCAAAGUACCUGACGCUGUUCAUGAACCUGCUGAACGACACGGAGUCACAGGGCGAGAAGGAGGUCUCGGAGCACGGCUACCAGACGCAGGAGUCGACAGCGCUGCGCAACGCCACCAUCCAGGCCAUGUCCAACCUGCUCGGCGCCAACAUCGACUCGGGACUCAGCUACUCGCUGCCGCUGGGGUACCGUAAGGACCUGCAGACGCGCGCCGCAGUCAUCGAGGUGCUGACCAAGAUCCUGCAGCAGGGCACCGAGUUCAACAUGCUGGCAGAGACCGUGCUGGCAGACAGGUUCGAGCAGCUGGUGCAGCUGGUGACGAUGAUUGGUGACAAGGGAGAGCUGCCCAUCGCCAUGGCGCUGGCCAGCGUCGUCACCACCAAUCAAAUGGACGAGCUGGCGCGCGUGUUUGUCACGCUGUUCGACGCCAAACACCUGCUACCCCAACUGCUGUGGAACAUGUUCUACAAGGAGGUCGAGAUCACCGACUGCAUGCAGACGCUGCUGCGCGGCAACUCGCUUGGAUCAAAGAUCAUGGCCUUCUGCUUCAAAAUAUACGGCACCAGCUAUCUGCACAACAUGCUUGAGCCGCUCAUCAAAGAGCUGAUGACGGAGCCCAACAAGCGGUACGAGGUGGACCCGUCGCGCCUCGAGUCGGCAGAGACAGUCGAGGAGAACCGCAGCAAUCUGAUGGAGCUGACGCAGAAGGUCUUCAACGGCAUCAUCUCGUCCGCGGAGAGGUUCCCGUCCCAGCUGCGCAUUAUGUGCCACUGCCUGUACCAGGUGCUGAGCAAGCGGUUCCCGCAGUUCCCGCAGAACAACAUCGGCGCCGUCGGCACCGUCAUCUUCCUGCGCUUCAUCAACCCGGCCAUCGUGGCUCCGUACGAGAUGGGCAUCGUGGACCGGCAGCCGGGACCACAGAUCAAGCGCGGACUCAUGCUCAUGUCGAAAAUCCUGCAGAGCAUCGCCAACCACGUCGAGUUCAGCAAGGAGCAGCACAUGCUGGCCUUCAACGACUUCCUACGCUCCAACUUCGAGGCCGGUAGACGGUUUUUCAUUCAGAUCGCGUCAGACUGUGAGACCGUGGACCAGGCGAGCCACUCCAUUUCGUUCAUCAGCGACGCAAACGUACUGGCGCUGCACCGCCUGCUGUGGAACCACCAGGAGAAAAUCGGCGAGUACCUGUCUAGCAGCCGCGACCACAAGGCGGUGGGCCGCCGGCCGUUCGACAAGAUGGCCACGCUGCUGGCCUACCUGGGGCCGCCCGAGCACAAACCGCUCGACUCUCAGUGGAACAGCAUGGACAUGACGAGCACAAUGUUCGAGGAGGUCAUGUCCAAACACAACAUGCACGAAAAGGACGAGUUCAAGUGCAUCAAGAACCUGAGCAUCUUCUACCAGGCGGGCACAUCCAAGGCCGGAAACCCGGUCUUCUACUACAUAGCGCGCCGAUACAAGAUCGGAGAGACGAACGGUGACCUGCUCAUCUACCACGUGAUCCUGACGCUGAAGCCCUACUACCACAAACCGUUCGAGCUGGUGGUUGACUUCACACACAUCUGCAGCGAAAACCGCUUCAGGACCGAGUUUCUGCAGAAGUGGUUCGUGGUGCUGCCGCAGGUGGCUUACGAGAACAUCCACUGGGCCUACAUCUACAACGCCAACUCGUGGGUGCGCGAGUACACCAAGUACCACGACCGCAUCCUGGCGCCGCUCAAGAAUAACAAGAAGAUUGUGUUUCUGGACACGCCGGGCCGGCUGAACGACUUCAUCGAGCCCGAGCAGCAGAAGCUGCCGGCCACCACGCUGGCUCUCGAGGACGACCUCAAGGUCUUCAACAACGCGCUCAAGCUGUCGCACAAAGACACCAAGGUCGCCAUCAAGGUGGGGCCGAACGCCAUCCAGGUCACCUCCACCGAGAAGAACAAGGUGCUGUCGCACUCCGUGCUGCUGAACGACGUGUACAACGCCUCUGAGAUCGAGGAGGUAUGUCUGGUGGACGACAACCAGUUCACCCUGACCAUCGCCAACGAGUCCGGGCCGCUCAGCUUCAUCCACAUCGACUGCGACAGCAUCGUCUCGGCCAUCCUGCACAUCCGCAAACGCUACGAGCUCAGCCAGCCGGUCUCUGCGCCCGUCCACCAGAAGAUCCGGCCCAAGGACGUGCCCGGCACCCUUCUCAACAUGGCGCUGUUAAACCUGGGCUCUCAGGACCCCAACCUGCGCACGGCCGCCUACAACCUGCUGUGCGCGCUCACACAGCACUUUGACCUGCGCAUCGAGGGACAGCUGCUCGAGACGUCCGGGCUUUGUAUCCCGUCCAACAACACCAUCUUCAUCAAGUCUGUGAGUGAGAAACUGGCCCAGAACGAGCCCCACCUGACGCUAGAGUUCCUCAACGAGUGUAUCCAGGGCUUCCGGCAGUCGAGCAUCGAGCACAAACACCUGUGCCUCGAGUACAUGACGCCCUGGCUGCCCAACCUCACCAAGUUCUGCAAGACGUCCGAGGACGGCAGCAAGCGGCAGCUGGAGGACACGAAGCGACAGAAGGUGGCGCUCAUCCUGGACCGUCUGAUCACGCUGACCAUCGAGGAGGAGGAGAUGUACCCCUCGAUCCAGGCCAAGAUCUGGGGCAGCAUUGGACAGGUGUCUGACCUGAUUGACAUGGUGCUGGACGCGUUCAUCCAGCGCUCAGUGACCGGCGGCCUGGGCUCGGUACAGGCCGAAAUCAUGGCCGACACCACCGUGGCGCUCGUCUCGCCCAACGUCCAGCUGGUGGCCAAAAAGGUCAUCGGCCGACUCUGCACGGUGGUGAUGAAGACCUGCACCUCGCCGACGGCGCGGCUCGAGGACCACAUGAACUGGGCCGAGAUCGCCAUCCUGGCGCGCUACCUGCUCAUGUUGUCGUUCAACAACCGGCUGGACGUGUCGCACCAUCUGCCGUACCUGCUGCACCUGGCCACGCUGCUCGUCUGCAUGGGCCCGCUGAGCCUGCGCGCCAGCACCCACGGCAUGGUCAUCAACAUCAUCCACUCGCUGUGCACCUGCACACAGCCCGUCUUCUCAGAGGACACCCAGCGCGUGCUCCGUCUCAGCCUGGACGAGUUCUCUCUGUCCAAGUUCUACCAGCUGUUCGGCAUCAAGCUGCACAACGCCAAGUCGGCGGCCGUCACCGCGUUCCGAAUCAACCUGAAAAACCCCGGCGAACGCUGGCUCCGGGUGCCGGACCGUUCGACGCUGUCGGCCGCCGACCGGGAGACGCUGCCGCUCAGCUCGCUGGAGACGGUGACGGACGCCCUGCUGGAGAUCAUGGAGGCCUGCAUGAGGGACAUCCCCGACUGCGACUGGCUGGACGUGUGGAACGACCUGGCCAAGAGCUUCGCGUUCCGCUACAACCCGGCGCUGCAGCCGCGCGCCCUCAUCGUCUUCGGCUGCAUCAGCCGGUCCAUCACCGACUACGACAUCAAACAGCUGCUGCGCAUCCUGGUCAAGGCACUGGAGCGGUUCACCGACAUGACCCUCAUCGAGGCCAUCAUCAUGUGUCUGACGCGGGUGCAGCCGCAGCUCCGGCCGGAGUCGCCGAUCCACCAGGCGCUCUUCUGGGUGGCCAUAUCGGUGCUUCAGCUGGACGAGAAGACGCUGUACGCCUGCGGACUGGCGCUGCUGGAGCAGAACCUGCACACACUGGACACGCACGGUACCUUCGACCAGGACAGCCUGGAGGAGGUAAUGAUGUCUGCCCGCGAGCCGCUCGAGUGGUAUUUCAAACUGCUCGACCAGUCCGUCGGCCUCAGCUUCAAAGCCAACUUCCACUUUGCGCUGGUGGGUCACCUGAUGAAGGGUUUCCGUCACCCGGACUCGACGACGGUAUCUCGCACGGCCUGGGUGCUCACCAUGCUGCUGGGCAUCGUGGCCAAGCCGCACGGCCGCGACAAGUUCGAGGUCACCCAGGAGAACAUCGCCUACAUGACCGUCAGCUGA
This is a messenger RNA of Amphibalanus amphitrite, 7340 nucleotides long. RefSeq names its product neurofibromin-like (gene Nf1). Gene Ontology annotation, biological process: regulation of GTPase activity. NCBI's taxonomy places the organism in Eukaryota, Metazoa, Arthropoda, Thecostraca, Balanomorpha, Balanidae. The record is from RefSeq and is a predicted model, not a curated record. The transcript has 48 exons. The coding region runs from base 150 to 7340 and encodes 2396 amino acids.